Mya arenaria is the source of this 2079-nucleotide messenger RNA. RefSeq names its product cytochrome P450 2J6-like. The transcript is spliced from 8 exons. Gene Ontology annotation, cellular component: intracellular membrane-bounded organelle; cytoplasm. Lineage: Eukaryota; Metazoa; Mollusca; Bivalvia; Myida; Myidae. The record is from RefSeq and is a predicted model, not a curated record. Gene Ontology annotation, molecular function: iron ion binding; heme binding; oxidoreductase activity, acting on paired donors, with incorporation or reduction of molecular oxygen, reduced flavin or flavoprotein as one donor, and incorporation of one atom of oxygen. Gene Ontology annotation, biological process: xenobiotic metabolic process. The coding region runs from base 20 to 1534 and encodes 504 amino acids.
CACGCACGGGGACACAAUUAUGGCGCUUUUAACUUCAAUCUGGUCAGCUAUGGACAUACAGACAGUGUUGGUGUUCAUCUCCGUGUUUCUCUUCGGACUUCUCCUGUUGCGAAGACCGCGAAAUCUCCCACCGGGUCCGCUAGUGUUGCCCUUUAUCGGGAGUAUCUUAUUUUUCCAUGGCAUCCAGCGUAAACGCAAACGACUUGCGCGGGCCCUGAAUGAACAACGUGAAAAGUACGGAGACAUUAUCUAUGCGGAAAUUGAUGGAAUUCCGAAUGUCUUGAUACAGGGAUAUGACGUCAUCAAUGAAGCGUUUGUGAAGCAGGGUGACGUCCUCAGUGAUCGUCCCAGCUGGCUCAAACAAUUGAAAGAAGUUACAAAGGAGGGUAAAGGUGUGAUAUGGCAGAGUGGGCACGACUGGAGGCUUACACGGCGGUUCACAAUUCAGACGUUACGUGAUUUCGGCGUUGGGAAGACGUCUCUCGAAGAGAAGAUAUUCUGCGAGAUUGAUGCCGCCACCGAGUAUAUAAAGGCAACAGGCGCCAAGCCCUUUAACCCGCGGCAGCUUACUUCCAUGAUGAUCACAAAUGUCAUUUAUGGAAUUGUCUUUGGAAAAAGGUUUGAUUACAACGAAACCGAAUUCCACCACAUCGUAGAAACAUUGGACCGCAUGUUCAUUCGGGAAGGAGCCGGAUCGCCAAAUGGUUUAUUGCCGGAUUGGCUGCUCAAAAUCGUAAAUAAAAAGGCGUUCGACCAACGGCAGCUGCUGCUCCAAUCGAGGCGGUGGGUGCAAAAGCACAUUUACCAACAAAUUUCGGAUCACGAGUCCUCCUUCGAUGGCCAGCAUGUUCGAGACUUUGUCGACCUGUAUCUUAAUGCCAAGACUGAAGAAAAGUCAGACAGCGGCGUGCACACAGCGGGAAAUAUGUACCGCGUGAUAAUGGAUCUGUUCGUAGCUGGGUCAGAGACGACGUCGAACACCGUGAACUGGACUCUACUUUACCUCCAGGAAUACCCCGCAUUGCAGACCAAGUGUCGCAAAGAGAUACAGCAGGUGUGUGGCGACCGGAACGUACGCUGGACGGAUAGGGGGACCCUACCAUAUACGGAGGCCUUUCUGCUUGAAGUACAGAGAAUGGCGAAUAUUGCGGAGUUUUCGUUGCCGCACACGAAUGAAGUUCCGGUGACGCUCGGUGGCUACACUAUCCCAGCUCAUUCCCUAAUACGCGCCAACCUGUACUCCGUCAACAUGGACCGGAAGUACUGGUCGGAUCCGCAGAAAUUCAACCCAGACCGCUUCCUCAAGGACGGCAAGAUUAUCGGUCAAACAGCCUUCAUGCCGUUCUCAACAGGUCCCCGUAUAUGUGCUGGCGAAUCUUUGGCCAAGAUGGAGAUGUUUAUGAUCACGACGAAUUUGGUACAGCGGUUUACGUUUGCACGUGGCGAUCCGAGCACCAAGCACAAUUUCGAGCCCAUCUUUGAACAAAUCACGUCUGCCCCCGAGUCUUACAUGUCUCGAGCCACGCCCAUAUGAGAGCAUAGCUCUGUGUUUUAGAGAAAGUGUUUGAUUGACUAUCGUAUCACUGUCGACUCUAUUUGUAUUCAUUUAGACGUUCCAUUCACAUGCAUACGAUAGACUACUUGUUUUUGUCUAGAUAAUAUAAAACAACUCUAUUUUUUUUUAUUUUUUUUCAAAAUCGUUUAUGUUUGUAUACUACAAAUUGUAGUUUAAAGUUAAAGAUCUCUAUAUUGAAAAACAUGCACACUUUUACCUGCGUUAUUGACGCAUUUCUUGUACGUACAUAUACGGUAGCAUUAACUGCAUAAUUGGAAGAGCUUGAUCGAUGUUUUUGAAAAAUUGUUGAUAAUCGCUUCAGUGUAUUAAUUUAUGAAUAAAAAACAUUAAUUUAUCAUUGUCCUCAAAGCGCUAGUCCGCUAAAUUCGCACCGCUAGGCCGCUAGUGUUAAGUGGACUUUAAAUAUCCUCUUUAUGUUAUCAAUGUUGUGUUUUAUACAUGUUUGUUGAAAAGUUUUGAAAUGACUCAAUGGUAUGGAUAGAUUAUAUAAUUAGGACAAUAUA